Molecule: messenger RNA, 1774 nt
Organism: Sciurus carolinensis (gray squirrel)
Lineage: Eukaryota; Metazoa; Chordata; Mammalia; Rodentia; Sciuridae
Gene: Kctd4
Product: potassium channel tetramerization domain containing 4
Exons: 2
Coding region: 346-1125 (259 amino acids)
Biological process (GO): protein homooligomerization
Molecular function (GO): protein binding
Source: RefSeq, a predicted model, not a curated record
CUUCUAACUCCAGCUAAAACACAGACCUAUGGACUAGCAACCAACACUUUGGAUGAAUCCUUCAGACUUUUAAAGUGACUCCUCUUAUUUACAUCACUCCUGAGUCUAUACUGUUUGGAAAAGGACAGAAGGAGUAUUUUCAGAGAACAGGUGCAUUUAAAAGAAAGCUCCUGCAUACAUAGCCGACGCGCCACCUACUGCAAAACCGAGCUGACAGCACAGGCGAUGCUGCCAGCAUUUCCAUUCCAUCGCCAGGCUGGGACUGAAUAAAGGCGUGUUUGUGUGGUAGUGUUUCUGUCUUAAAAGCCUCACAGCCAAGAACGAGCUGAAAUAGCAUCUUCAGAAAUGGAGCGUAAAAUAAUCAGAAGAGAAAAAGAAAAGGAGUAUGAAGGGAAACACAACAGCCAGGAAGACACUGACCAAGGAAAGAACUGCAAAUCUACACUGAUGACCCUCAACGUUGGUGGAUAUUUAUACAUUACUCAAAAACAGACACUGACCAAGUACCCAGACACUUUCCUUGAAGGUAUAGUAAAUGGGAAAAUCCUCUGCCCAUUCGAUGCUGAUGGCCAUUAUUUCAUAGACAGGGAUGGGCUCCUCUUCAGGCACGUCCUAAACUUCCUACGAAAUGGAGAACUUCUGUUGCCUGAAGGGUUUCGAGAAAAUCAACUUCUUGCACAAGAAGCAGAAUUCUUUCAGCUCAAGGGACUGGCAGAGGAAGUGAAAUCCAGGUGGGAAAAAGAACAGCUAACACCCAGAGAGACCACUUUCUUGGAAAUAACAGAUAACCAUGAUCGUUCACAAGGACUGAGGAUCUUCUGUAAUGCUCCUGAUUUCAUAUCAAAAAUUAAAUCUCGCAUUGUUCUGGUGUCUAAAAGCAGGCUGGAUGGAUUUCCGGAGGAGUUUUCAAUAUCGUCAAAUAUCAUUCAAUUUAAAUACUUCAUAAAGUCUGAAAAUGGCACUCGACUUGUACUAAAGGAAGACAACACCUUUGUCUGUACCUUGGAAACUCUGAAGUUUGAGGCUAUAAUGAUGGCUUUAAAGUGUGGUUUUAGACUGCUGACCAGCCUGGAUUGUUCCAAAGGGUCAAUUGUUCACAGCGAUGCACUUCAUUUUAUCAAGUAAUUACCUGUCUUAUGAACAAAGGCAACAAGCAUGCAGCCAGCAAGCUUCGGAAAACCACAGCAUCAAAGGCAUCCCAAAUAACGUGCCCAGCUAGCUCUGUACUACAGAGCCCUGCUGCUAAUCAAGUACUGUGAGCUAAUGGUAUGUAAAUUCUAUCGCUAAACAUGUUCUUCUCUGGGGUAUUCCUGCAGAUUGGACUCUUCCACCUAAAAUGAAAACAAUAAUCUUCUAUAUUCUGUAAAUAAAGACUGAAUGUGUUUGCUAUUGUUUAUUUUUCCUUAAGCUGUUUUCAAUCAGAAUGUCUUGGGCACUUGCACAAAAAACAAGCAUGUACAUUAUCUUUAGUGCAUUUAAGUAAAUGGUAAUUAAAUAUUUUAAGGGGCUAUAAGGUUUAAAAUCCUUAAUACUUAUGGCAGAAAUCUACAAAGAAACUGAACUGGUAAAAUUACCACUGAAAGCAAAACAGAUGUGCAGAUCUACCUAGAACAGAGUUAUAGUGAAACAAAAGGAGAUUGUAAAAAGCUGUUAAAGCUAUUUAUUUGAUUUUUAAAAACAGGAACCAAAAGCUUAUUCACAAUUUCUGUAUCUCACUCUGGAAUUAUAGCUUAAUUGAUAUUAUGCUGAAAAUUCCUAGAAAACUGCUUGACAA